AUGGGACUACGCGAUCAAGCUACAAUUAGAAGUGACUCAGGUUAUGGGGACGAUGCGUCCGAAGUGCCGCAGGACGGAUCCGAUGCUCAUCCUUUAACGCUCAAGGGAUACGAGAUCGGACCGGCGUCGAAAUUGCAAGUUGGCGACGUAUUCGAGUUUCUCUGGGCCGACGCUCCAGAGUUUGAGUGGGAGUGGAAAUGUCUGGGGUACUCGCGGUUUAUCGUCUUGCGACAUAGCGAUACGUUCCCUCAUCAUUGCGCUUGCAUACCCGUAUCCAUAGGCGGUAAGCACGAGUUCGCCAAGCCCGGCAUAGACCACUUCCAGCAAGGGUUCAUCUUCGCGAAUGGCGAUCCGAAUCCGGGCAACGACAACGGCCGGCUGCCGUACUCGCCCGUGGGCAUCGAGCUGCGCCCCGGGAAGCUCCGCGUGAAGGAGGACUCGCGGGCCAACUACGCCGACAUCGUCGAGGUCGACCACGACGCCCAGGUCAUGGUCGUCGGCGACGUCGUGCGGUACUUCGACCGGGUCCGGAGAAACGUCAACAAGGCCUUCAUGCGGCAGAUCCUGAGAAGGGCGCUGGAAGAGUACAAGGCCAUCAAGGCAGGCGAGCGAGCGGAGAGCAACCAGAACAACAAUGGCAGCAGCAGCAAUAGCAACAGCCAGUACCCGAAAGCCUCGCAGCUAGGAUCAGACGCCGACGACACCCAGCUCAGCGCCGCGGAGAGCACGGAAACGGCGAGCAUGAUCGGGGACCGGAAGCACGACCGGGAGCACAGGCGACACCGAAGAAACGGCUCGACCUCGUCCCGCAGGCGUCGAAACGGUCCGCAGGACAGCCGAGCCGACAUCGACUACGACGUGAGAUCGAUGCACAACGUCGCUCUGGCCGGCUUGAAAUGA
Messenger RNA from Hypoxylon fragiforme, 900 nucleotides. RefSeq lists its product as uncharacterized. Bases 1 to 900 code for a protein of 299 amino acids. The record is from RefSeq and is a predicted model, not a curated record. NCBI's taxonomy places the organism in Eukaryota, Fungi, Ascomycota, Sordariomycetes, Xylariales, Hypoxylaceae. The transcript has 4 exons.